CGGUGCUGGGCACCAAUGGCUGCACACACGGCCCUACGGGAAAGCAAGCAAGCAAGCUGCAAGGGCCUGAAGGACCACCAAGAGACUCAGUCGGGUCGACGGGCGGCUCAGCGUCCACUUUCAUCCCCUUCCGUGUGCAAACAGGCAGCUACGUUGGAAGGCAAAAUCCUAAAUUUCCUCAACAACCUCUCGCCGCUCACGAAUUCACUAAGGGAGCUGAUGACGCGGCAGAGGGGUGGCGAGCCAUCAGCAAACGAAGUUGUUCACGUGACGCCUCCGACGGACCCCCCGCAGGAAUUGUACCUUCCUCAGGAGGACGACGAGCAGGAACCAACCGAGCAGGAGAGGUUGGCCGUAGUUGAGCGCCAAGGACGCAGAAUGAGCAAGGCCCAGCUGAAAGAAUUCCGCGACGCCUUCCGCCUCUUUGACAAAGACGGUGAUGGCAGCAUUACGCAAGAGGAGCUUGGCCGCGUGAUGCGUUCACUGGGGCAGUUUGCCUGCGAGAGGGAGCUGCAGCAAAUGCUGCGGGAGGUCGACAUCAAUGGCGACGGGAAGUUCAGCUUUGACGAGUUCGUCGAGAUCGUGUCGAAUAUGAAUGACCAAGGCGAAGUGGGCACACCAACUAAGGACCAAGAGGAGAAAGAAUUGAGAGACGCUUUUAGGGUGUUUGACAAACACAACAGAGGAUAUAUUAGUGCUUCGGAUCUGCGUGCUGUCCUUCAGUGUUUGGGAGAGGAUUUGAGUGAAGAGGAGAUAGAGGACAUGAUAAAAGAAGUGGACGUUGAUGGCGACGGAAGGAUUGACUUUUAUGAGUUUGUUCAUGCGCUCGGAGAGCCUGGCGAGGACGACGACGAAGAUGAUGAUGACCUCGGGGUCAACGACUUUUAGAUAAAAACACAAAUCAAGGCUUCAUGCGUACGAAACUACACACACACAAUCGAUUCCUCAUUUCAGUCAAAGGUCACUGAUUGAUUAUACACUACACUAAAUAUUUUGCAAUAGUUUGACUUGGAAUUUACAAAGGUUAUUUCCCAUUCAACUUUACCCUAUCAUUAAGAGGAAGGAUGAGCUUAUAAUGCAACUAAUCAACACAAAAAGUACAUUUGUAAGAUUUUAGUUAGUUUUAUUAAGUGAAAAUGUGUAUUGAAAUAAUUCAUAUUACAACAGUUUCAAUGUGAACUCUGUGUUAUUCGAAUGUUCUCAUUCUACUCUCCAGUAUUGAAACUAUUCUCAACAAAUAAAUUGUCAAGCACUCAAUUAAAGUCUCCCUUAGCAGAAGGGGGAAGAGAAA
Messenger RNA from Cloeon dipterum, 1291 nucleotides. Its product is annotated as neo-calmodulin-like. The record is from RefSeq and is a predicted model, not a curated record. The transcript is spliced from 7 exons. Bases 16 to 888 code for a protein of 290 amino acids. Lineage: Eukaryota; Metazoa; Arthropoda; Insecta; Ephemeroptera; Baetidae. Gene Ontology annotation, molecular function: enzyme regulator activity; calcium ion binding.